AUCGCGUGUUCCUGGGAAAGAACUGAGGAGGGGAGGAGGAGGAGGAUGGGCAGGAAGCAUCCGCCGCCAUCUUUCUUUCUGGCAGGAGCCAUGUUGUUGUAGCCGACAACCAGAACCUAGUGUGGUCGGGGUAUCCAGGAAGAUGGCUGCUCCUGCUCUAGUCUACACGUCAUAUUAAGGACAUCUCCUUCACUUUCUGUUCCUCCUUAGACCUCAGUGGUGACUGAUCACAGGAUUGAGCUUUUCAUCAUAAUGCUGCCAUUGAUAGCCAGGAUGAGGAGCAGAGGGGCUGAAUACAUGGUGAUUGCACACAGACAAUUGUCUGAUACCAGCGCCACUGCCAGCUGCAUUCAUGACAGGAUGGCAAAGCGCAUUCAAGCCCGGAGGCUGGAGGGAGUGGAUGAAAACAUUUGGGUGGAGUUUGUCAGUCUUGCUGCUCAGUAUAAAACUGUGAACCUAGGACAAGGCUUUCCAGAUUUCAGUCCUCCAAGUUUUAUAAGAGAAGCCUUUGCAAAAGCCAUCACUGAGGAGCACACCUUGCUGAACCAGUACACCAGAGUCUUUGGGCAUCCUCCAUUGGUGAAGGUUCUUGCCAAGCUGUUUGGCCAACUUCUUGGAAGAGAACUAGACCCUCUUACCAAUGUAUUGGUGACAGUGGGCGCAUAUGGGGCUCUUUUUUCCGCUUUCCAAGCUCUGGUAGAUGAAGGUGAUGAGGUUAUUGUCAUAGAACCAUCAUUUGACUGCUAUAAACCAAUGACGGAAAUGGCCGGUGGACAAUGUGUGUAUAUUCCGUUAAGACCUAAGCCUACAGAUGCAGGACAGGUACACAGUAGUGGUGACUGGAGGCUUGACCCUGCGGAGCUCGAAGCGAAGAUCACUAAACGCACCAAGGUUCUUGUGUUGAACACUCCAAAUAACCCGCUGGGAAAAGUGUUCAGUAGGGAGGAACUGGAGGAAAUUGCCAACAUCUGUGUGAAAUAUGAUAUACUGUGCUUCUCUGAUGAAGUUUAUGAAUGGCUGGUCUAUGAUGGAAAACAACAUAUUCGAAUUGCUAGCCUACCAGGAAUGUGGGAACGUACCAUCACCAUUGGAAGUGCAGGGAAGACUUUCAGUGCCACAGGAUGGAAGGUUGGCUGGGCUUUCGGGUCUGAUAAUCUUCUUAAACAUCUCAGAACAGUCCAUCAGAAUUCUGUAUAUCACUGUGCAACUGGAGCCCAGGAGGCCGUAGCUCAGGGAUUUGAGAAAGAGCUGGAAAGACUGGGACAACCGGACUGUUACUUUAUACAAUUGCGGAAUGAGCUGCAGAAAAAGCGAGACCGACUAUACCGCUGCCUUACAGAGGUGGGGAUGAAACCUGUCAUGUCCCAAGGUUCUUACUUCAUGAUUGCUGACAUCUCCCGCUUCAAAGCUGAGGUUCCUCCUCCCUCUGACAACACUUUACCUUAUGAUAACUACUUUGUGAGGUGGAUGAUGAAAAAUAAACAGCUAGCAGCGAUCCCUAUGUCUGCCUUUUACAAUGUACCACACGAGACAAAGUUUGAAAAUUACAUCAGGUUUUGCUUUGUAAAGGAGGAUGCUACAUUGGAUGCUGCAGAGAAGAUAUUACAGAAGUGGAGCAAGGAGUCAUCUGGACAAAAGGAACUGUAGUCAACCAUGGCUUCUUAAAUCUGAAGCAGUUUAAUAGUCCAUGGUGAUGACCCUGUAAGACCGAUAAUGAGUUCCUGACUUCUGUUUUAUAUUUACUGAUUUUUUUAUAUAUAUACAUUUUGUUUCUGAUUGGAUUCAGUAAACAGUCGACCUCCAGUUAAUCUGCUACAGUGUAUGUAUAGAUUGUAUGUCAGUAAAUAUAAUAAUUAAUCUGCAAUGAAGGUUACUUAAAUGUAAAGUGAUAUACAUCGCUACCUAGAACUGCUGUGUGAUCUCCAUUCUAAAUUCUCACUUUUUGACUUUGGGAAUGCCAACCAACACUGGACUCUAAGAUUUGCCUACCCCUUCUAAAGAUUGUAAGAUACCUGAACCUAAAGCGAUUUUUUUUCUUCUGAUGAGUGGAAUGGAUAUUUGAAAUAUGUGCAAUAAAAGAUUAUCUCUUUCA
Rana temporaria (common frog) is the source of this 2092-nucleotide messenger RNA. It is a transcript of the gene KYAT1, whose product is annotated as kynurenine aminotransferase 1. NCBI's taxonomy places the organism in Eukaryota, Metazoa, Chordata, Amphibia, Anura, Ranidae. The coding region runs from base 253 to 1647 and encodes 464 amino acids. Gene Ontology annotation, molecular function: pyridoxal phosphate binding; L-kynurenine:2-oxoglutarate transaminase activity. The transcript is spliced from 15 exons. Gene Ontology annotation, biological process: biosynthetic process. The record is from RefSeq and is a predicted model, not a curated record. Gene Ontology annotation, cellular component: mitochondrion; cytoplasm.